UGUCAGCCAAAUAAGAGCCAAGAUUAAUUCUAUCUUAGUAGACCCACCUUUUUUCACAAGCAGCCUGAAAGUAAUUGAAGCUGUCUCACUGUUAUGGUAACAGUUGGUUGUAUUUGGUGCGAGCUAGAGAGGAUGUUAAUAUUUGAUAACAGCUGUAACCCAUUCAGUUCAAUUCACACACAUCCCGUCAGUUUCAUUUCACACUGUACCGUGAUUGAUUUGUUUAUAGUGUUAUGUCUAUUUAUGUUAUUUGAAACAAAAAAUAACAAUCUCACCUGAUGAAAGUUUAAUGAAGUCAUAUUUAAAUUUUUUUGUUCGUGGUAUUCAGUUCAAUUUUGCUAAAUAGUUUUUUUGGGUGUGUGUGUUUCGUGCACUGAAGCACUCAAGGCGCAGCUAUAAGCAAUUAAUUACUUCAGAGAACUGUAAGCAAUUAAGAAAUAAGCCACGCACCGGUUUGUGGCUAAAAAAGUUCCCUGCUAAUUCGCUAAGCUAAAAAAAUUCCAGUCAGCAAAGUGACCAUAAAAACUAAGUUGAAAAUAAUAACUUCAAAAUAAUAUCAAUAGCUUUCUGUGUAAAAGUUCUCCGGUCUUGCCACCACAUCAUUCAUUUCCAUCUCGAUCAUUCAUCAUUCAAUGAUUCAUCAUUCAUUUCAAUUCAGUCUCAAAAAACAGUAAAUUGCAAGCAGGAUUUCACCUGCUGUUUGUCGCCGAAAUAUAACGCGGAACGUACCCGAAUACGGGAAAACUCACUGCUUAGUUUGCACGUCUAAAAUUAAUACUGAGUUGCUAUUUUACAUAUUUACAGUAACAAUUAUUCCAUGAGCGCGCGUUGAAUAUGAGAUAAAAGGAGCCCCUGGGCUCCUGGAGAUGAUAGAUAGCCAACGAGGCGCGUAGCACCGAUUUGGCUUUGAUCAUCUCACAUCCAAGAAGCGCGCGUGGAAUAAUUGUUUAAUUAAAAACGCGCCCAAAUUAUAGAAAACUGGAGGCGGCGUGGAUUCAAGUGGUUCGGGGCGCUGAAUUUGAAAUCUGGAGGUCCCUGGUUCAAAUCAUCCACCCUGCCGCCUGGAUUUGAACUCGGUAUUCCCGAGUUCAACUCCGCCACCGCGUUGUGCAAACAGCCGGCCUCUCACCAAUUGGGAUUUUUAAUAGUUUAUGUUCUACAUGUAUUUGUUUCAUUAUUUACAGUGUCCGCAAUUAGCACAAGAGUGCUAAAUACAGUUGACACUUAAGUAAAGUUAUUUAUUUUUAUUAUUUUUAAAAACGCCCAAAAAACUUACGCGUACGCUUAGUCCUAUUUGCAGAUAAUUACUACAUGACUGAAAAGGUUCAGCAAAAAUCUCAUGAUCACGGACUGGAAAAACACCAAAACAAGACCAGAGCGCAAUUCUGAGAUUAGAAUUGAUGUUUUACGCUCGCAUUUGACGAUCUCAACAGAAAGGAAAGAAAAGGAAAUUAAUUAGAAGAAAAAGAAAAAAAAUUGUAAGGGGUAAUUUUAUUCUUUUGGUAACUGAGUAAGCCACAAAAAUCAACCAGAAAAUCGUCAUUAGUGGCGGAGAGGGAUCAUUCGGGGACAGUGCACAGUCCAAUACUUAGGAAAUAUUGCACCGGCAAUGGAACAACUGAUCUGACUGGUCGAUUUUAGCUAUUGGCCCUCUAACCUAACUCAGUUGCUAACUCAAAGCUAUAAUCUUUACUGCUCUCCAAAAAGCACAGAGGAAUAACGUCAUAGAUUUAUUCAACUUGAUCAGCGCCUACUCUUUCAUUCCCAAGUAGUGCGUUGCUCUCUAAUAAACCCCCUACGGCGAAACCUGGCUUAUAACUUAGCGAGCAAUGAAAUCAAACUCAUGCACGCUCAUAGCGUGAAAAAAGUUACAUUUUCAGGAGUCGCUCUGUCCGCCAGCAUCUCCUUUCCUAUUGUCCGUCGCCAGGUCUCUCUCGGUCUCUUCUCCUUUGGCGACGGAAACCCGGCUCUCUACUCGAGAUGCUGACUCCCAGCUGGGUUUGGCUAUGCAACACCCGUCAUUUGUUCAAUUGCAUUUUUCUGCUGUUAAUGCUUUCAGUUGGUUUCUGGUGUAGAUCUCUGUCACAUUUAGUGUUUUUAUGCGUGGGGACAGAAUUUUUUGACUACCAGAAAGGUGUACGGGAAGGCUGUAUUUGUUCGCCCAUUUUAUUCAAUAUGUCACUUAAAAAAUGAAAUCCCUUUUUACUAGACCGAGAAGACACAGAUCCCAUCACAUAAGCUAACGGCUCAAAUUGAAACUGUUUAUUGUAUAUGGACGAUUUAGUGUUAGUCUCUCACUCAGCUAAAGGCCUAGAAAAGGCACAUUCCAUUCUCGCAAAAUAUUGUAACGAUUGGAUGCUCUAGAAAACAAAAGUUGUGAUCUUUCAAAAGAAAUGUGGGAAAUCAUCCCUUGACAAAUAUUACUUUGAAAUAAACGAUGAUAAAAUCGAUUUGUCAUUAAUUAUACUUUCCUUGGAAUUAAUUUUAAUCGAUUUGUCAUUAAUUAUACUUUCCUUGGAAUUAAUUUUUCUGCAAAAAGCAAUUUUCGUGAUUGUCACAAUCACGAUAAAACAAGAAGAUUCAUCUUUGCUACUCGUCGUUACUUAGAUUUGUCAAAAUUAUCCCUCGAUGUCACCGUAAUAUAAACUUUUUGAUCAUCUCUUUGUCUUCCUAUUCUUCUCAGUGUACGGUUCAGAAGUCUGGAGUUUAUAUGAUAAAGAGGAUGCUAAAACUUGGGAGAAAGAUGAUAUUGAAAAAACAUAUAUUUUUGCAAACAAUUUCGAAUUCUUGGGGUAAAUAUACAAUGCCUAAACGUUGCAACCAGAAAUGAGCUUGGUAGACUACCUAUAAAAUUGGCCUUUGAAACUUCCAUAAAAAAAUUCUGGAUUCAUCUUCAAAGUUUGCCACAAAAUAAUAUCGUCAAACCACGUCUCUCUAAGGAGAUGGCUGAUAAAAACCAGACAGGUAUGAUGCAAAAAAUUGUUCAACUUCGCAUCACGUACAAUUCGAGUUCUAUCACUUCAAAUGAAAAUAACGAAAAACGCUUUACUUCCCACAUUAAAGAAAACAUUAGAAAAGCGUGAACAGCCCCUCAGUUAAAAUUAAUUGACGCAAACAGAAAAUUUAAUUUUUACGCUUCUUUUAGGAGAGAUACCAAAAAUCUAUUUCCAUCGAUGUGUUUAACAAUCCUCAUCACAGAAUCGCUAUUAACAAAUUUCGAUUAAGGAAUCAUAAAUCAGGUAUUGAAACAGGUAGACACACAAUACCGACUGAAGACUCCUAGAAAUUUGAGACUAUGCUUUUUUCUGUCAUUCAAAUGAGGUUGAAAAUGAAAUACACUUUCUUUUCUCAUGCCAGUUAUAUGAUAGGUUACGUUUAACAUUCUUUAAUGAAAUAACAAACCAACAUAGUCUUCUUAUGAGUUAUAGAUCUUGAUGCAAAAAAAAUUAAUGGCAUUGAUUCUACUGUAUGUCGAUCAACUCAGUUGCUUUUAUUUUCCAAGCAAUGCCCCUUAGACAAGAAAUUUCGUUUGUAAAAUAAGUUCUGUUUUUAUUUUAUUUUAUUUUAUUUUAUUUUAUUUAGUAAGCUAUUAUGUUUCUUUAGUUUAACCAUGUGUUGUUAUGGUGAUACCCUUAUAAAUGGUUGCCACGCAGGCUAGCGCUUGUGAAAGUAUAUGAUUGAAUUGUAGUUUAAAUAUGCAGUUUGAUUGUUUGAACAACCAUUUGGAAAUGAAGUGCCGUAGUUUUCGCGCUAUGUCGCUCGUUUUUUCCUCACUUUUAGUCUUCACAUUAUCGACAGCGCCACUUACCCAGGCACUACACUACAUUGCGGUAUUUGCUCUCUUUUUUCCGGUUUCGUUGUUGCAUUCAAGUCUCUCGUCCCCUUUCCAUUAUUUGCGUGACAGACUAGAGCGUAAAUUAUGCUGCGUGUCUGUUUACUGUCGUCUCGGCUCAACGCAUUUUUUUGAUGUAUUCAACCGAAUCUCGCCGUUCUUUUUUGUAUUUGCUCAUUCAAUCAGUAUAAAUUACAUGUAACAGGCAUUCCCUACUGUGUUUUCAGAGCGCAUAAAACUAUUGCUAAGAUUUCGCAUCCCAAGGGAUUGAGAAAAGUAACGCAGACUUGUUCUCCCCUACCAAGCAGCAAGCUAAACCACAGAAACAUCGCUGUCGCCAGGUCCGAGUGAAAUAUCACCUCAACCCACUGACGAAUCGUCUUCAUCAAACGAAAAAUGUACAGAUUUGCUACAUUUACUUGUUAUGUUUUCUUGGUUUUACUGUUUUAUAACCUGGAAAAAAUCGAAGCCAAAUGUCCAUCAUCGUCAGCGAGCAGAACAUGUCGGCAAGGACCAGCAAUCUGUCCGGCUUGCAUCGAUGUUUCAUGGCUCAUUCGACCUCCCUUUUCUUUUCAAGGAGAAAACGUUACUGAAGGAAUAUUGCCAGCUUUGUUAAGACUCAUGUUGAGCAACUGUUGUGGUAACUACAGCUUAAACUGUUGGGAAGUUAUAUACGAACCGCCAGAGACUGAUCCCGAACAGCUUCUCCGCAAGGCACGUGACUCGCACGUGAUUUUCCCAGUGAUAGUCGACAAGCAGGAGGCAACAAAUGAGAAGCUUAACAUGAUCAGCCUCGUACCCCCUGCCAGUAUAGCGUUUGUUGUUCCUAAAGGAAAGCGGGAGAGUUACCCAAAGAAGCUCUUGAUGUCUGUAUUUGAAGCUUGGCCAGUGUUGAUUCUGACUAUCCUGCUUUCAAUUUUGGCGGGCGUUUUUCUGUGGCUUUUGGAUACUUGGUUCAACGAAAAAGAAUUCCCUCGCGAUUUUUUCAGAGGCUCCUGGGAAGGAUUUUGGUGGGCGUUUGUCUCCAUGACAACAGUGGGAUAUGGUGACCGUGCACCCAUAUCAGUCCUUGGACGAACCUUUGCAGUGGCCUGGAUUUUAGUUGGAAUCUGCAUUUGUUCAAUAUUCACCGCUACGUUAACAACAUCACUGACAACAAUAAGCUUGGACACCAAAAAAAGCCUUCCAGGAUCAAAGGUGGGCGUUCUAAAACGCUCGAUAGAAUUGGCAAUAGGAAUGCAACAACAAGCUGAUGUGACACUCUACAAUUCCGUUGAGGAAAUGAGACAAGCCUUGGGUAAAGGAGACAUUGAAGGUGUUCUCUUGGACAAUUACCAAAUAAGUCACUAUACGGACAGCUUGUUUCCAAACAGUGAGUUCAAAACAGACCAAAUCCUUAAAGAGGAUACGCUUUCCUAUGGCGCUGUAGUGAACGAUAGUCAUCUAGAAAAGUGCUUUAGAAAUUUGAUUGCCGAAGACAAGUACCUGCUCUAUGACUUCACAAGAAAGGAACUUACUAAAACACUAAAGGGAGGAGGAGAUGAGGCGGUACAGAACUCUCAGAGUAUCUUUGAUCCAACUGGUGAUCUGUUUUUUCCUUCACUGUACACCUGCCUGGCGUUAGUGGCCGUCAUUUUCUUAGUUGGCUUAUUGGCCGAGCUGUUUUACUUCAGACCGGGCCGAUGUACGUGGAAGAAAGGAAAAAAGCUUACAGAGGACAUACCUAUGACAGAACCUGAGGAGAAGACACCACUUGAUCAACUGGAAAAGGAAAUGAUAAGUGAAGUGCAAACUUUGUUUAACAAGUACCGUGAAAAGCUGGAACAAUAUAAGGAUGCUGAAAAUAAUGGAAACGCCCUCAGUAUGCAUUCUACAGUGUGAACUGUUCACAGUAAAAGGACUCAUGGCUAACUUCUCCUGCAAUAUUUAAAUUAAAACAAUUAACUAAGCUUGCAACUUAACUUCUCGUGACAAACGUAAACUGUCAUGCAUAGUUAUUCAUGAGAUAAGUUCUGUUACUGAAACUGUUUCAAUGUAUCAGAGGAACUUAGUUUAGUUGACCGACGAUAAUUGAAAGUAAUUCUUUGUUAGUGUAGUCGUGUUUGCAUGAGGCGAUGUAGAUGAUGUAACGUAACACUUUGCUGGGUUCAGUUAUAAAAACUUAGAACUCAAAGCAUUGUUGAGCAGUCUUGUAAUAGCA
Orbicella faveolata is the source of this 6032-nucleotide messenger RNA. RefSeq lists its product as uncharacterized. The record is from RefSeq and is a predicted model, not a curated record. Gene Ontology annotation, biological process: action potential; potassium ion transmembrane transport. Lineage: Eukaryota; Metazoa; Cnidaria; Anthozoa; Scleractinia; Merulinidae. Gene Ontology annotation, cellular component: membrane; voltage-gated potassium channel complex. Gene Ontology annotation, molecular function: delayed rectifier potassium channel activity.